GUCCGAAUGUCCACGAAGUCGGCUGUAAGCGAGAUAAUCGAAGGAAGUGGGGCUGUUAGAGAACAUUAUAUCAGCGUCAAUAAUUCAACUUUGAUUCCACUUUUAUCAAACAAUUUCGAGGUGGGUCCGAAACGAGGAGCGGCCAGAAUUCACAUUCCGUUUCCCGCUGACAAAAGACUGGGGACCUCGGAUAACUGAGUCCUACAACAAGAUCAAGCAGAAGACAUCUUUGAACUUCAAGCAAAUAGAUCAGAUUGCGCUGCUCUCUGGUGUCCUGCAUUUUGACAAAGAGCAUGUUGGAUUCAAGACUGCUGAGAUCUCAGCUAUCACAAAGGAAGUUCUCCGUCGGUUUUAUACCAGCGAGCUGCAAGAGAAAGACGUAAAGCGGUCGGUAGAAGCAGCUGCACUAUGGAGCGCUUGGGUCCAGAAUUUGGGAUCAAUGAAUCUCUUGAGAUACCUAUCCAAGGACCUUGAAACCGCCGAGGAGCCCGAGAUCGAUCUUAGGUCGGUCGUUGACAUGAUAAUGGGAUCCUAUUACACAUGCCAAGAAAAAGACAUAUUACCUGUUUUGUUUGUGGCUCUGUAUGUGUUUCGACACUACAAUACAUGGUGCGAGAUUGAAAGUGAAAGUGAUAUUAUGUCGUCCGUCAUCGUGCCGAUUUUACGUGAAUUUAUGAAUAUACCGGGCCAUAUCCAAUUCAAAUGGUAAUAUCAUCCUGAUUGUUUAGCCGUUUGCAUAUAGGAAGAUGGGAUGUUCUUUUGGUUUAAUUGUCGUUAUUCCUUUUAGCAGUCUUAACAGUGCAUCGACUGCGGGCGAGAACAGAAAAGCUGCUUUGGCUCAGGAUGGGCAAGCCAGGCAACCCGACAUUGUGGGUCGAACAGAGGGAAAACGUGAGGUAUAUUAUGGAGAAAUCAAGGGUA
Molecule: messenger RNA, 921 nt
Organism: Lobosporangium transversale
Lineage: Eukaryota; Fungi; Mortierellomycota; Mortierellomycetes; Mortierellales; Mortierellaceae
Exons: 4
Source: RefSeq, a predicted model, not a curated record